Messenger RNA from Ichthyophthirius multifiliis, 440 nucleotides. RefSeq names its product protein kinase domain protein. Gene Ontology annotation, cellular component: autophagosome; cytoplasm. The annotation marks the transcript as partial. The transcript has a single exon. NCBI's taxonomy places the organism in Eukaryota, Ciliophora, Oligohymenophorea, Hymenostomatida. Gene Ontology annotation, biological process: protein autophosphorylation; autophagosome organization; autophagy. Gene Ontology annotation, molecular function: protein serine/threonine kinase activity; ATP binding. The record is from RefSeq and is a predicted model, not a curated record.
AUUAUACAUAGAGAUAUUAAACCGGCAAAUAUACUUAUUAAAAAUGGAAUCUAUAAAAUUGCUGAUUUUGGUUUUGCUUAAGGUGCUGAGGCCGGAAAUUAAUCAUAAUAUAAUGUAGGAAGAGUUCUAUAUAUGGCACCAGAAUCUCUUUUGAAUAAUUAAUAUUAUUUUAAAAGUGAUAUUUGGGCUUUAGGAGUGUUAUUUUAUGAACUUUUAUAUAAAUCAAUGCCUUUUUAAGCCGAUACUGAAGAAGAACUUAUUAAAUUAAUUUUGUAAUAAAAACUAUAUUUUCCUAUAUAUCCUUAUGUUUCUGAUGAAUGUAAAGAGUUUAUAAUAAAAUGCCUUUAAAUUGAUAUAAAUAAAAGAGCUAAUCUAGAAGAAUUGAAAAACCAUGUAUUAAUAAAAGAAAAAAAAAUAUAAUAAAAUGAAAACGAAUAAUU